Alosa sapidissima (American shad) is the source of this 786-nucleotide messenger RNA. RefSeq lists its product as uncharacterized. The transcript is spliced from 4 exons. The record is from RefSeq and is a predicted model, not a curated record. The coding region runs from base 12 to 731 and encodes 239 amino acids. Lineage: Eukaryota; Metazoa; Chordata; Actinopteri; Clupeiformes; Clupeidae.
UAAUCAUUGAGAUGGAAAAAAGGAAUCCUAACAUGACUUUUGUCAGUGGAGCUAUGGAUCGCACAUUCUCCUUGCGAAGGAAAGAAAUAGUUGAACAGGAACCCCAUGUUGUAUUGGUGAAAAACAGAUGGCCAGCUCUCUUCCUGGAGUAUCAGGUGAACUGUGAAUUUCACAGAUUAACGAUGAUUAACCUCAAGAGAACAUUCCUGGAAGCUGUUGACACACACACCCCAAGACUCCUGCAGAUGUUUAGAAACAGAAGAGCACAUUUGGGUGAAGAGAUGCAGACACUCCUUGACUCAUUGGAUAAGCAGACAUCGGACAUUUCCAUGCACAGAAAGACCGUGGCACUCCGAGGGCUUCCAUUGUUCCUGAAAGACUACGGAGCAGAGAAGAUUCUAACAACAUGCUUGAACACUGAUCCAGAAGCAGACUACACAAAAGGUGUGAAGAUGGCCAUCAUGACUGUGAUUGAAGAUGAUGUAGGGGCCUCCGCUUCCCCACCACACAUUGAAGAUUAUGCCAUCAUACUAGAGGAGAUUGUGGAAAUGCACAACAUCUGUGAUUUGCCAAAUGCAUUUGCACUUUUUUUUGGCCUCUUGUACGCUCUCAAUUUUCAGUACCCUAAAGAGUUGAAAUACACAUGUGAGGUGAUUCAGAAAGUUUUCCUUGGACUUGGUGAUGUUUGCUCAGCUAGAGUUCAGUCUUUCAAAAAUAAACUCUUGCAGUAAACAACAUGCUUACACACUGUUUAAUGGCAAUGUUUUGCAAUACCUGUUCGACAGC